CCGGGGCUACAAAGUGGGGUAUUUAUAUAUACUAUAGAAGCAUUUCUGAAAUGACACACACUCUACAUGAAGGACCCUACACCCCCUAUCCACCUAGCUUCAGCUUUAAGCUAAUGAAGAUACAUAACAAUAUCAAAAUGCACAUGACAAACCAGAAGGAGCAUCCUGACCGGGGAGAAACAUGUGAGACAGAAGAUAAACAUAAUAUCUGACUGCAGCAAGAUCACUUCUUACUCGUAAACACCCAGCAAAUUUGCUCAAAAAGAAACUUAAGAAAACUUAUAAAAUUCAUGUCUUGGAAAAUGCCGACUGAGCAGGAUCCCCACCCGGACUGUUUAAUAUAGUGAGACACAAACUGUGGGACUCAAGGAAACGGCUCUGUGUCAUAAAAUAAUUCCAUAUUGUGAAGCCUAAUAGGGCGGCAACGCGGGACCCCCAGUCUGAAGGAGAUGCUGAGAGUCGUAUUAUUUCCCCCCGGAAUCACCUGCUUUCUACUCAUCUGUCUCUCCCUCCUGGGAACAGUACCAAUUAAAGUGAAAGUGAGCGACUCGCCAGUGAAAGUACUGAGGGACCAGGAUGUGUUUAUCCCAUGUACAAUCACUGGAUACAGCAGCGCAGAACUAGAUCUAGGGCGUCUCUCUGUCCAUUGGACCCUGGGAUCCGACCCAGUUUAUAUCUAUGAAAGACGAUCCCACAUUCCUAUCAGGACUGGAUCCAAACUACCAGACAAUUCCCUGAUUAGAGGCAACGCUGGACUCUACAUACCACAGGCCCAAAUCAGGGAUGGGGGGGAAUAUACCUGCACUGUUACUUUUGAUACAGAGAUGUCAGAGGGACACUCUACAGUAGAAGUAUCAAUUAAACCCAGUGCCAGCCUGGUGCCCCCUGACGUUAUUAUAGAGGAAGGAACAGAGAGGGGGGUUACAUGCCGAGCCAGUAAUUAUUACCCAGAAACAAUAAAGUUCCAGUGGAUAAAACACCUCAGUGUCACUCAAUAUGAUGCCCUGUGCCAAGGAGUCUCCACCAAUGAGCCGCUAGAGAAUGGGGACGGAACCUUCAGUGCAACCAGUCAGCUGCUGUUAAAGCCUUUUAUAGAGGAUGAUGGGGGAAAGUAUUCCUGUGUCAUAUCCCACAGAUCCCUGGGAGAUUCUCUGGUUCUGGAUUUCACUCUCUCUGUAAAGGGUAAGUAA
This is a messenger RNA of Xenopus tropicalis (tropical clawed frog), 1190 nucleotides long. It is a transcript of the gene ncr3lg1l.2, whose product is annotated as natural cytotoxicity triggering receptor 3 ligand 1-like gene 2. Bases 450 to 1190 code for a protein of 246 amino acids. The transcript is spliced from 4 exons. Lineage: Eukaryota; Metazoa; Chordata; Amphibia; Anura; Pipidae. The record is from RefSeq and is a predicted model, not a curated record.